AUGCGGAUACUGACUUGGAAUAUUAAUGGGAUCCGAACGAUACCCCAAUAUCACCCAUGGAAUACGCUGAAGAAGCAGGAAGCAAUCUUGGACCACCUGGAUGCCGACAUUAUAUGCUUUCAAGCCUUACUCGCCGUAGAGAUGAAAACUUCGCGUCAAAAUCUCAGCAAGGACAUCGCGACGCCAGAGUCCUACACGGCCUUCUUCUCAUUUCCUGCAAAGAAAACUGGCUACUCGGGAGUGGCAACUUACACACGUAUCAUACCUCAAAAAGCCGAGGAAGGACUGACUGGGCUAUUGGAUAUCAAACCACCGCUCGCUCACGAAGAACGAAUUUCCCCUAUUGCGUCUUAUCCAUGUCAUUCGCCUGUUGAGGCUGAAGGCGACGGAGAUGGCGAACUAGACCUCAAGGAUUUGGACAGCGAAGGCCGUGCUCUUGUGCUUGACUUUGGCAUGUUCGUGCUGAUCAAUGUUUACUGCCCCAACGACGGUACAGAUGCAGAAGACCGUAUCAAGUACAAGAUGGAUUUUCAUCGACUAUUGUCGGAACGAGUGAAGAGGCUAGUCGAAUUGGAAAAACGAGAGGUUAUUGUCGUUGGUGAUCUCAAUGCGUGCGCGUCGUUGAUUGAUCACUGCGAGGGAGAGAUCGUGCUGAAGAAGCUCAAACUUAAAGGUGCAGGAGACGCAGCUGUUGCAGAAGAAACAUUUUGGGCAGAGAAAGAGGGUAGGCAUUGGCUGAGGGAGUGGCUUAUUGAAGGAGGGGGGUCGAUGGUCGACGUAGUGAGGCGACAAUGGCCUGAUAGGAAGGGUAUGUUUACUUGCUGGAAUACCAAGAUAUCUGCCCGAGCAUCAAAUUAUGGUACGCGCAUAGACUACAUCCUGAUCACCCCCGGUCUACUUCCAUGGGUGAAAGCGGCGGACAUACAGCCUCAUGUCAAGGGUAGUGAUCACUGCCCAGUCAUGCUCGACCUUUAUGACCAACUACCGGGCACGGAGGAGCCAUGUCAGUUUCAACGUAUGCUGGGCACAAAUGCCGUUGAAGUGCCUAGACUCUCCUCCAAGUAUUGGGACGAGUUUUCGGGGAAACAGCGUUCCAUUGAUACGUUCUUCGGGCAAAACGCACCUACACGUAAAUUCGCUAGUGACACCCAACCAGCAUCGCCAAUAUCGCUUUCGCCUUCACCAACACCCUCGUCUCAAUUGUCCUCGCAGGCCUCGUCAUCAAAAAGCAUAGGUAAAUUACAGCUGUCGCAGCCUGUGCCUGUAAAGCGUAAGCAAUCUCAGCUGCAAGUUUCAUCCAGCUGCAAGAAGGCGAAACUCGACCCCGAAGGACAGACAAAGCUUUCGUCAUUCUUCAGCAAACCAAAGGAGCCAGCUAAACCAAUGACAGUGCAAGAUGAUGACGAUGAUAUGGAAGAUGAAGAUUACCGAUUAGCAGUGAAGCUCUCACUGUCAGUCGACGCAAAGACGACCUCCUCGUCUUCAUCAAAGAGCCGCAGUGCAUGGAAAGCACUUCUGGCCCCUAUCCAGCCACCCCACUGUCUUGUUCACAACGAACCUGCGAAGGAGUUGACUGUUACAAAGCCUGGAACCAAUAAAGGAAAGAAUUUUUUCAUCUGUUCGCGACCUGUUGGCCCGGGUUAUGAUAAAGGAAGAGUUGAACGAGAUAGAGAAGACGUGGAUCCGAGAUAUAAAUGCAACUUUUUCAAAUGGUCAAGUGAAGUCAAGAGAGAGGCUUUGAGGAAGGAGACCUGA
This is a messenger RNA of Guyanagaster necrorhizus, 1755 nucleotides long. Its product is annotated as DNase I-like protein. Gene Ontology annotation, molecular function: double-stranded DNA 3'-5' DNA exonuclease activity; DNA-(apurinic or apyrimidinic site) endonuclease activity; phosphoric diester hydrolase activity. Gene Ontology annotation, biological process: base-excision repair. Gene Ontology annotation, cellular component: nucleus. The transcript has 6 exons. Bases 1 to 1755 code for a protein of 584 amino acids. The record is from RefSeq and is a predicted model, not a curated record. Lineage: Eukaryota; Fungi; Basidiomycota; Agaricomycetes; Agaricales; Physalacriaceae.